Beta vulgaris subsp. vulgaris (sugar beet) is the source of this 1440-nucleotide messenger RNA. Its product is annotated as glutathione S-transferase T3-like. The transcript has a single exon. The coding region runs from base 1 to 1440 and encodes 479 amino acids. The record is from RefSeq and is a predicted model, not a curated record. Lineage: Eukaryota; Viridiplantae; Streptophyta; Magnoliopsida; Caryophyllales; Amaranthaceae.
AUGGACUCUAAUUAUCCUAAUUAUGUACCUAAUCCUGGUAGAAGACGCAGAAAUCGUCUAACAAAUUCACAACAAAAUACAAACCAAAACCCCAUCAAUUACCAACAAAAUCUUAAUAAUUACCCCCAAAAUCCCACUAAUUACCCACAAAAUCCGCAUAAUUAUCAGCAAAAUCCCCCUAAUUACCCACAAAAUUCGCAUAAUUAUCAGCAAAAUCCCCCAAAUUACCCACAAAAUUCAACUCAAAACUAUUCUCAAAAUGACCCUCAAAAUUAUCGCCAGCAUCAACAAAAUUACCAAUAUAAUUCCACCCUUGAGAGUUCCCAUAACCCACAAAAUUAUCCACAAAAUCAAGAUUACGAUGAUGAUCGUGAUGAUGAAGAAGAUGAAGAUGAUGAUGAAUUUGAAGUUCCAUGCACGCAACAAACCUUCACUCAACUUUUGUCUGAACCAACACAAUUUCAACCAACUCCUCAACCAACUCCUCGACCAACUCAAGAACCCAUUGUAAAUGAGAAAAAAAUUUGGUGGAAAGCUGAAAAAGCAGCACUAGUUUCAGCAUUCAUGAAUACAAGUAUAUACAACAUUGUUGGAACGCAGCAGAAAAAGGGUGCAUUUUGGGGGAGAGUGAUGGAAAAAUUUGAGGCAGCUAGAGAAGCCAACCCUCAUGAAAUUCAAUUCCGCAAUAUUGGCAGUAUGAAGGGCCAAUGGUUCAGAAUGUCUGAAGCGGUGCAAAAGUGGUGUGGAUGCUACGACAAGGCAGAGGUAAGAAAGAGGAGUGGCCAAAAUGAUGAUGAUGUGAUCUCUGAAACUCAUAAGAUAUUUGAAAGCACGGGAGGAAAAUUUCACUUCUAUGAUGAAUGGAUUUUGAUGAGGAAGUUCGAUAAGUACCGUUCCAUAUUGAGUAACCCUGGUUACAAGAUAACACAUGGACGUCCAUCGAAUACGCCUCAAAUGUCUAAUUCUGUUGGUUCUGGAAGUAGUGGAAAGAGAACAAGGUCUGAAGAUGGAGGCUCCACACCAACCACCCCCACAAGCGGUGAUGUUCCGGAUGAUCACUCGCCUCGUCCAGAAGGCAACAAGAAAGCUAAGGCUAGACUCAAGGGCAAGAGCCAAACUAGUGAAGCUAUUGAAGCUUUUUCAUCGUUUGGUGACAGACUUCAACUCUAUGGUGAGAGGAAGGGAUUAGAUAUCGAUUUGCAACAUGAGAAACUACGGUUUCUUAAGCAAAAGGAAGCAAGGAAGCAAAGGCAACUCGAGCUAGAAGAGAUAAGCAGGCAGAGGCAGACGGAAUUAGAGGAGAAAAACAUAAAAAUGCAACAAUAUCAGGUGAAUUGGCAAAUGCUCCAAUCAUUAAUCUCUAAGGAAAAUCGCCUACCAUGGGAAGAUGAAAUGAUCAACAAUCUGCAAAUAUACUUUAACAACUUUGGGGCAUUGUAG